UCCAGCCAUCGACUGUUCUUGAUCGACUCCUCUCCAAUCCAUCCCAUGUCGCCUUCCCCUGCGGAAGAAGACGACGCCUGGGGAACCACAGCGUCGUCGUCGUGCUUCGCUGUAGCCUGGCGCGUAUGGAUCCUGUGCCUGCUCCACGUCGUGCUCGCCUUCUCGUCGGUGGCCGUCGCCGCCGCCGUGGUCGUGCUACUCCCAUUCGCGUGCAUGGCCGCUUCCCUCUGCCUCGUCUGCGCGAGCGCGGCGCUGCUCGUCGCGCCUGCGGAUGGAGAAGCCGAGCGCGGCGGCUCCGACAACGACGACGCCUCCUCCGGAGAAGAGGAGGAUCACGAAGGGGAAGCGGAGCUGGAAAUAAGCUAUUUUCAGGAGUGUACUCCUGCUUACGCGGAUGGAGCUCAGUUCACUGAUCCUCGCGGUGAUGAGCAGGGGCAAUUCUUCUGGGUGGAUGCUGGUAGCUACUACUGUUACAAAAAGUUUUAUGAUCUCCUGGCUUUCUGGAGACGCAAGGAGACAGCCGGCUGGAGGUGAAAUUAAGUUCAUUGGACAGGUUCAGGGCAGUAGGAUUAUGAAGUAUCCGCAAAGACUGCAAGUUCUGCUCGUGCCGGGGCGGGGCAUACGAAGAGGAGAUACUGGAAUACGGCGGGGGCUUCAAGACGUUCAUGGGUUCAGGUUCCAGAAUCAUUAUGGGUGUCACAAGUGAUUGACAUUUACUUUGUGUUGAAGCUGUUAUAUGGAGCGAAUAGUUGGGCUAUAUACACUGACCAAACUAUGCAAAUGCAAGUUUAUUUGGGGAUUUCAUGCUUUCUGGAGAAGCAAAGAGGCGACGGAAAAGGAAAUUAAAUCCCAACGCUUAAUGUUUUUUUUUGUAGGAGAACAACGCUGAAUGCAUGAAUAUACUCCGACGCAACACUUCCAUAGCGAUUCAGAACUGUUUGCCAUGGGCUGCAAGGCCAGCCAUACGGCCAUAUAGCCGGCCCCUUUGACGUAAAAGUGACCCGUCCACGACUCAUGGAGCUUACGUUCUUUUUCUUUCUCAUUUCUUAGAUUUACUAGUUGAAUGCCCGUGCGUUACUAUGAUU
Lolium perenne is the source of this 1085-nucleotide messenger RNA. RefSeq lists its product as uncharacterized. The record is from RefSeq and is a predicted model, not a curated record. NCBI's taxonomy places the organism in Eukaryota, Viridiplantae, Streptophyta, Magnoliopsida, Poales, Poaceae.